This is a messenger RNA of Nannospalax galili (Upper Galilee mountains blind mole rat), 648 nucleotides long. RefSeq names its product extensin-like. NCBI's taxonomy places the organism in Eukaryota, Metazoa, Chordata, Mammalia, Rodentia, Spalacidae. The record is from RefSeq and is a predicted model, not a curated record. Bases 1 to 648 code for a protein of 215 amino acids. The transcript has a single exon.
AUGCUGUUCGGGGACAAAGUGCAACGUCCUUCUCUUCCUGUGUACGCUCCUGUGCGCGCACCCCGAACACACGAAGCACACCCACCGUCACGCACCGAGUGGCCCCGGCUCCAGACCCCCGAGAACUACAGCCCAGCCGCCACCGUCGGGUCCCCGGGGCCCCCGUCCCCUCUGGGUUGCGGCCUGGACUUCCUCCCCCUUCCCGCUUCUCCAGUUCCGUACCGGCCCGAAGCAGGAGGACAGACCACGAACCGAGGAGUUGGGACCACCCAGCCGGGCCAAGCCGCUCCAUCCUCCCGACCCACACCCCCCCGCCACCCGGGCCCCCGCGCUGGUCACGCCACAGGCGAGUCCGUUCUCACCCGGCUCACCUGGCGGCCGCAGGCUCCGCAGGUUCGGGGCAUGUCACCCGCCCGUCACCGGCCCGCAGCCACCGGUGGCGCGAGCCGCAGGCAGGCGCAGCGGGCACCCCUCCCUCGUCCUCACCCUCCCUGCCCGGCCCGAGGCCCGCCCCCUCGGUUUCCGCCGCCUGAGCUCCUGCCCGCGCCGCCGCCUCCUCACACCUCCCACUCACUCUCGCGAGAUACGCGCGUCUCUCGCGAGAUCCACCCUGAGACCAAGCCCGCGCAAAAGAGGGUGGGCUCUUAA